AUGAGUGUGGAUGGGAGCUCAGAUGGCUACUGGGCUGAGCCACAGUUGGAAGGGCACUCAGUAAAAAUGCAGAUAGACACGGGUUCUAAAGCAUCAUUACUGUCGCACAAACUGUACAAGAAAUACAUGAGGCAGGUGGUAAGGAAGCUGUCACACAGUCUCACUCCCCUACAGGAGAUACUGGAGAAAAACUCUGAUGUUUUCCGUGACGAAUUAGGCAGCAUGAAAGAUAUAAUUCUGAAGUUACAUGUCAAAGCUGACUCCAAGCCUGUGUUCAUGAAAGCUAGACCAGUGCCAUAUGCAAUCCGAAGCAAGGUGGAAGUGGCCCUGGAUGCUCUGGUCAAGAAUGGCGUUUUGGAGCCUUGGGGGAAAAAAAUUCAGUCACGUGAAAUGUUGACCAUCAACACACAUAAGGGACUUUUUAGAUACGGCAGACUGCCUUUUGGCAACACCUCAGCCCCAGCGCUCUUUCAGCGGGCGAUGGAUCAGAUCCUCAGCGGAUUGCCAGGGGUGCAGUGCUACCUCAACGAUAUCUUGUGCACCGGAACUAGCGAUGAUGAACAUCUGCACAACUUGGACGCUACCCUCCAAAGACUGAAUGACUACGGCUUGAGAGUCCGUAACGAGAAAUGUUACUUCUUCCGACCAUCAGUGGAAUAUCUGGGGCAUGUAAUUAAUGCAGAUGGGCUACACACUGCACCAUCAAAGGUAGCAGCAGUCGUAGAUGCACCUCCGCCCCAGAACGUCAGCCAGCUACGAUCCUUCUUAGGACUGUUGAACUACUACGGGCGCUUCAUUCCCAAUUUAUCUUCGCUGCUACAACCGCUGUACGAACUGCUACGCCAAGAUAAAAAUUGGAAGUGGACGGCUGGCUGUCAGGAGGCUUUUGAAAAGGCUAAAAAUAUGCCGACGUCGUCCGAGGUCCUGACUCACUUCAACCCAUCACUUCAGCUUCAGCUCGCCUGUGACGCCUCCCCAUACGGAGUAGGGGCUGUCCUUUCUCAUGUUUUACCAAGUGGUGAGGAAAAGCCAAUUACUUUUGCAUCAAGGACAUUAAACAAGGCAGAGUCUAAUUAUGCUCAGCUAGAACGGGAGGCACUGAGCAUUGUGUUCGGAGUUCGGAAGUUUCAUCAAUACCUAUAUGGGAGACGGUUUACACUCCUAACUGACCACAGACCCCUCAAAACCAUCCUUGGUCCACACACAGGUAUACCAUCGCUUGCCGCUUCCCGACUGCAGCGGUGGGCUUUGUUGUUGUCAGCACAUACAUAUGACAUCAAAUAUCGGAAGGCAGACUCCCACUGCAAUGCGGAUGGUUUAUCUAGGCUGCCACUGCCUGUCACGAACCCGGAGUCUAACACAGUGGACAUAUUCUACUUUAGGGAGGUAGAAAAAGCACCUGUUUCAGCUGUACAGGUUAAGAAAGAGACACAAAAUGACCCGGAGUUGUCUGCUGUGAUGGACAUCAUUAUCAAGGGUCGACCUGCUGGUGAUGACGCAAACUUGAAACCUUUCCUCGGAAGGAGGUUGGAGCUGUCUGUCCAGUCUGGGUGUUUGAUGUGGGGGAGGAGGGUCGUCAUUCCCUUGUCACUUUGCACAAAAGUGCUGCAACAGCUGCAUUCGGGACACAGUGGAAUAGUACGUAUGAAAGAAAUAGCAAGAAGCUACUUUUGGUGGCCUAAGAUGGAUAGCCAAAUUGAGGAGCUUGCCGAAAUUUCAUCAUGCCAAAAAGUCAGAAACAACCCUCCCCGCGCACCUCUUCACCCCUGGGAGUUUCCACAAGGACCAUGGCAGCGUGUGCAUAUUGAUUUUGCGGGAGCAUUUGAGGACAGAAUGUUUCUUAUUGCUGUUGAUGCACACAGUAAAUGGCCGGAGAUGGCUAUCAUGAGAUCAACCACGGCAGAGAAGACUAUUGAGAAGUUGGGGGAAAUGUUUAGUCGGUUUGGAUCUCCUGCACAGCUCGUCUCUGACAAUGGACCCCAGUUGUCUCACAGGGAAUGGCGGUUCCUACAAGCUAAUGGAGUUCAACACAUUAAGUCAGUUCCUUACCACCCCGCAACAAAUGGUUUUGCUGAAAGGUUCGUUCAGACCAUGAAGCAUGCUUUGAAAUCAUAA
Messenger RNA from Gadus morhua (Atlantic cod), 2115 nucleotides. RefSeq lists its product as uncharacterized. The record is from RefSeq and is a predicted model, not a curated record. Lineage: Eukaryota; Metazoa; Chordata; Actinopteri; Gadiformes; Gadidae. Gene Ontology annotation, biological process: DNA integration. Gene Ontology annotation, molecular function: nucleic acid binding.